Molecule: messenger RNA, 1835 nt
Organism: Neomonachus schauinslandi (Hawaiian monk seal)
Lineage: Eukaryota; Metazoa; Chordata; Mammalia; Carnivora; Phocidae
Gene: ADAD1
Product: adenosine deaminase domain containing 1
Exons: 12
Coding region: 102-1835 (577 amino acids)
Biological process (GO): adenosine to inosine editing; RNA processing
Cellular component (GO): nucleolus; cytoplasm
Molecular function (GO): double-stranded RNA binding; tRNA-specific adenosine deaminase activity; double-stranded RNA adenosine deaminase activity
Source: RefSeq, a predicted model, not a curated record
GGGAGGAGGAAGCAACGGCGUCGGCGGCUGGGGCCGGGGAGCCCCGAGGCUGGGGCUCGGUCUCCGGCCUACGGGGCAGGAAGGACAGUUUUGGUGAGAAAAUGUCUGGCAACAAUGCCUGGUUUCAGAGUUCCCGGGUCCCUAGCUUUGCUCAAAUGCUGAAAAAGAACUUGCCAGUUCAGCCAUCAACCCAGACGGUAACUGCACCCACAAGAUAUUCUUCAGAAAGUUACAGCCUGUCGAAUAUGGCUUCCAAGGUGACGCAAGUGACGGGUAAUUUUCCAGAACCAUUGCUUUCCAAAGGUCUUUCAUCUAUUUCAAAUCCUGUCCUUCCUCCAAAAAAAAUACCUAAGGAAUUCAUAAUGAAAUACAAACGUGGAGAGAUAAAUCCUGUGUCAGCUUUGCACCAGUUUUCACAAAUGCAGCGGGUUCACCUUGACCUUAAGGAAACCGUAACAACAGGUAAUGUUAUGGGACCAUAUUUUGCUUUUUGUGCUGUGGUGGAUGGUAUUCAAUAUAAGACUGGACUGGGACAAAAUAAAAAGGAGUCUAGAUCCAAUGCAGCGAAAUUAGCUCUCGAUGAGCUUCUACAAUUGGAUGAACCUGAACCAAGAAUUUUAGAAACAGCAGGUCCUCCUCCUAUCCCUGCAGAACCUGUUGUUUCACCUGAACCAGUAUAUGUCUCAAAAGUACAUUAUGAAGGAAGACAUAUUCAGUAUGCAAAGAUUUCACAGAUUGUUAAAGAAACAUUUAAUCAACUAAUUUCCAAUCAUUCAGAAUAUCUGAAAUGUAGCAAUUCCUUGGCUGCUUUUAUAAUUGAAAGAGCUGGACAGCAUGAAGUUGUAGCUAUAGGCACAGGUGAAUACAAUUACAGCCAGUGCAUUAAGCCAAAUGGAAGAGUGUUACAUGACACUCAUGCUGUUGUUACAGCAAGAAGGUCUCUCCUUAGGUACUUUUAUAGACAGCUUCUACUCUUCUACAGCAAAAAUCCUGCUAUGAUGGAAAAAUCAAUAUUUUGUACAGAACCAGCUUCUAAUCUACUCACUCUCAAACAGAUUAUCAACAUUUAUCUCUAUAUGAACCAGUUGCCUAAAGGGUCAGCUCAAAUUAAGUCACAAUUGCGUCUUAAUCCACAUUCUAUAUCUGCAUUUGAAGCCAAUGAAGAACUGAGUCUCCAUGUGGCUGUUGAAGGCAAAAUUUAUCUGACUGUCUACUGUCCUGCAGAUGUUGUUAAUAGAGUAAGCAGUAUGUCCUCAAGUGACAAAUUGACAAGAUGGGAAGUGCUUGGUGUACAGGGAGCAUUGCUGAGUCACUUUAUACAGCCAGUUUAUAUCAGCAGUAUACUCGUUGGUGAUGGGAAUUGCAGUGAUACUAGAGGUUUAGAAAUUGCUGUAAAGCAACGUGUUGAUGAUGCACUCACUUCAAAACUUCCAAUGUUUUACUUGGUCAACAGACCUCAUGUUAGUUUAGUACCUUCUGCAUAUCCACUUCAAACAAACUUGGAAUAUAAAUCCCUGAGUCUGAAUUGGGCACAGGGGGACAUUUCUUUGGAGAUUGUGGAUGGCCUAAGUGGAAAGAUCACUGAAAGUUCCCCAUUUAAAAGUGGUGUGUCAAUGGCAAGCCGGCUUUGUAAAGCUGCAAUGUUAAGUCGAUUUAACCUGCUUGCCAAAGAAGCUAAGAAAGGAGAUUUACUUGAAGCUAGUACAUACCAUGCAGCAAAGUGUAUGUCUGGAUCCUAUCAAGAAGCUAAAACUUUGCUGAAAUCCUACUUCCAGCAACAUGGCUAUGGCUCCUGGAUUGUGAAAUCUCCCUGUAUAGAGCAAUUUAGUAUGUGA